Suillus bovinus is the source of this 427-nucleotide messenger RNA. RefSeq lists its product as uncharacterized. The record is from RefSeq and is a predicted model, not a curated record. The coding region runs from base 53 to 292 and encodes 79 amino acids. The transcript has a single exon. Lineage: Eukaryota; Fungi; Basidiomycota; Agaricomycetes; Boletales; Suillaceae.
CCCUUAGUGAUAUCAUUCGAAAUCCCCCUCAGAAACUUACCUCGCACAGAAAAUGCGUUUCUACCUCACCAACGUUGUUGUUGCUUUGACAGCAUCUAUGGUUGUCAGUGCAUGUUCGAAACUGUAUGGACCUUGCAUAUUAAACCCCGAUUGUUGCCCUGGCUUGGGUUGCACCUAUCAUCAGGUGAGUAUGUGCGGCACUGGGUCAUUGUACAACUCCAGGACUCAAUUGCAAUAUUUGUUGACUCGCUCAGUGCUUUCCUACGGGCAACGACAAAUUGUAGCCUAUUGAGAAUCAAGGAGAUAGUAAGCCAUGUUUCUGCUUUCGCUUUGGUAUUACUUAUGUUUGACGGUGCAAGUUCGCCGACACCGAUCGGAGUUAGAACAUGUUUUUAAUUUUGGUCUCGUGGUCUCGUGCCGUCUUAUC